AUGAGCUCUCCCACCGUGGACCCGGCACUCAUUGCCAAGGUGACCGACUAUAUAAAGGUCUACAUGUCCAACUAUGACCCAUCACACGACUACAGUCAUAUCAAGCGCGUGGUGCAUCUUGCACAGACGAUUCAAACACAUGUCCCCGACACGAACCGCGAUAUCGUCACUCUUGCGGCACUACUACACGAUGUAGGCGAUAGAAAGUACCUUAAGCCCGGAGAAGACGCCAUGCGCAUGAUCUUUACAGCAUUAACGUCUCUCGGGGCGUCUGAGGCCCUGGCAGAGAAGAUACAAAUCAUUUGCCUUGGAGUCAGCUAUUCGAGCGAAAUCAAGGACCCGGCGCGUGUUCAAACACUUAUUAAAGAAUACCCCGAACUCGCUGUUGUGCAAGAUGCCGAUCGACUGGAUGCUAUUGGAGCGGUGGGCAUUGGUCGCGCUUUUACCUUUGGGGGAGCCAAGGGAAGGGCCUUGGACGAUUCUAUUGGCCAUUUCGAAGAGAAAUUGUUCAAGCUGGAAUCUAUGAUGAAGACGGACGUGGGCAGAGCUAUGGCCCGAGAGAGGACGGAAAGGAUGAGGCUCAUGAAGGAGUGGUUCCAGCAGGAGACUGAGGGAGUUGAGUAG
This is a messenger RNA of Trichoderma asperellum CBS 433.97, 624 nucleotides long. RefSeq lists its product as uncharacterized. The record is from RefSeq and is a predicted model, not a curated record. NCBI's taxonomy places the organism in Eukaryota, Fungi, Ascomycota, Sordariomycetes, Hypocreales, Hypocreaceae.